AUGUAUUUUUAUCAGGACAGUUAUAUCUUUCAAUAUGGAAAGUUGGAACCUAAUUAUGAAUACACUAUUGGAGAUAAUUAUGAGUAUGUUUAUUUAAAAACAGAGGAAGGGUAUUUACAUAAAUGUUGGUUUAUAAAAGCAGAAGGACAAGAAAAAAAACCAGUAAUUCUGUAUUUUUUAGGAAGUGGAGGAAUUAUUGAAAAACAUAUUGAUGUAUUUAAUAAAAUGAUUGAAAACUUAAGUGUAGACAUAUUUUCAUGCUCCAACAGAGGAUCUGGUACAAAUGAAGGCAAACCAACAGAGAAAGAUCUUUAUAAAGAUGCUGAGAUAUAUCUAAAUUAUUUAAAAAAAGAAAAUAUACCACAUAUAUUUGUAUUCGGAAGUUCUAUGGGGGGGGCAGUAGCAAUUGAAAUGGCCCUUAGACAUCAAGAUUAUAUAACUGGAUUAAUUAUUCAAAAUACAUUUUUAAGUCUAAAAAAGCUCGCAAAAUACACCUAUCCCUUUUUAUAUUAUUGUCUAAUUAAUUAUAAUCUUAUCAUUAGAAGUAAAAUGGAUAAUGAAUCAAAAAUCAAGGAAAUUCAUAUUCCAACAUUAUUUAACAUAUCUCUAAAGGAUAAAGUUGUUCCUCCAUUUCAUUCUAAUUUACUUCAUGAGUUAUGUCCAUCUAUAUUUAAGUUUUUAUAUUUAUCACCAAAUGGAACACAUGCAAAUAUAACUAAAGAUGAUGAAGUUAAGUAUUAUGCAUCUUUUAAAGAGUUUGUCGAGUUUUCUGUUUUUUUAAAAGAAAGAAAUGAAGAAAAAAAAAAUGAGUUAUUAGAUAACUAA
This is a messenger RNA of Plasmodium gallinaceum, 825 nucleotides long. RefSeq names its product conserved Plasmodium protein, unknown function. The record is from RefSeq and is a predicted model, not a curated record. The coding region runs from base 1 to 825 and encodes 274 amino acids. Gene Ontology annotation, molecular function: palmitoyl-(protein) hydrolase activity. The transcript is spliced from 10 exons. Lineage: Eukaryota; Apicomplexa; Aconoidasida; Haemosporida; Plasmodiidae. Gene Ontology annotation, cellular component: membrane.